AAUCAGACGGCCAAUUCAAACGCCAAAUUCUAAGUCAUCGGGAUCAAAGCGGGAUCAAGCCGGAAACCAAGAUGGUGGAGUUCGCCUUUGACAUAAAACAGCUCUUUCCGCAGCCGAUCAUCCGGGUCCAGGCGCACUCGCUGCGUCCCACGGUCACCCAACUGCGACAUCGCCCCCACCCGUUCAUCGCGAACCCGCAACGGGGCCACUCGACGAUGCCCAGCUGCCAGCUAAGCCAGAUCCUGGACGUCAUGGGUAAGCUGUCGGCGGAUGCGCAGGGUCUCCGCCAGCCAGUGACCACAGCCGACAAGCUGGCAUCCGACCAGGUGGUCUACCUUAUGGCGGACGACGCGGCGGGAUACUGGGCCAUCACCGGGCUGCUCAAGGUGGGCACCAAGGACCUAUUCCUCUUCGACCAGGAGGGCUGCUGUCGACGGGCCAAACAAACGCCAGCCAUUCUCGACUUCUAUGUGCACGAAAGCCGCCAGCGCUGUGGCCAGGGCAAGCUGCUCUUCCAGCGGAUGCUGGAGCAGCAGGGCUGGUCAGCAAGCAAGUGCUCCGUGGACCGACCGUCCAAGAAGCUGCUGGGCUUCAUGGCCAAGCACUACGGCCUUGUUCGCACCAUUCCGCAGGGCAACAACUUUGUGCUCUACGAGGGCUUCUUCGACGAUCCCAUGACCAAGUGCAACUCCAAUGCCGCCCGCGAGCUCCAGGCGGCCAGCCGCAUCCGUAGUCAGAGCCAGGGUCACUAUAUACGCCAUUCUCAUGACCAGACGCAGGUAAGCCGUGGACAGGCCAACAGGAACACCGUCCGAAACGGCGCGCAUUCCGGCCACUUCAGGCGGGACAUUCUUAACCAGGACUCCGUCCUGGGAGCAUCGUUGCCCACUCGCUGUGUUCAGGACUCCAGGGUCAGUAGAUCCGACCACUAGACCACCGAUCAUCACUGUCAUCACAAUCGUAGCUAGCACUCAGUUCGUUUUCAGCCGAAGCAUUCAUCGCACACAAAAUUGACAACGGUCUAAUACUUUGGUUUUGAGUUUUGAGU
Molecule: messenger RNA, 1048 nt
Organism: Drosophila erecta
Lineage: Eukaryota; Metazoa; Arthropoda; Insecta; Diptera; Drosophilidae
Product: alpha-tubulin N-acetyltransferase 2
Exons: 2
Coding region: 72-932 (286 amino acids)
Biological process (GO): alpha-tubulin acetylation
Cellular component (GO): microtubule
Molecular function (GO): tubulin N-acetyltransferase activity
Source: RefSeq, a predicted model, not a curated record